UGGAGAAGAGAGGAAAUAAAAACUGAAUAAAAUUCAGAGAUCCAUCAGCUCCUCAUCAUAACAGAAUAACAGACAGGUGGGCAGACAGAUUCUGGAUGACAGUGAAGAUGGGUAUGAUUUUUGGAACCUUUUCCAUGCAAACUGAACUGCGCCACAGAAGAGAUAAGCUAGACGAUGAGUUGGAGAUGACAAUGGUGUGUCACCGCCCCGAGGGGCUUGAGCAGCUCGAAGCACAAACAAACUUCACCAAGCAGGAACUGCAAGUCCUCUACCGUGGCUUUAAGAACGAGUGUCCGAGUGGGGUGGUGAAUGAGGAGACGUUUAAGCACAUCUAUUCUCAGUUCUUCCCUCAUGGAGAUGCCAGUACAUAUGCACACUAUCUGUUCAACGCAUUCGACACAACAAAUAACGGCUCCAUAAAGUUUGAGGAUUUUGUGAUGGGUCUGUCCAUUCUCCUGAGAGGAUCAGUCAGAGACAAGCUUGAGUGGACCUUUCAUCUAUAUGACAUCAACAAAGAUGGAUUAAUCAACAAAGAGGAGAUGACAGAGAUUGUGCAGGCCAUCUAUGAUAUGAUGGGAAAGUACACGUAUCCUGCUCUAAAAGGAAAUGUAGCCAGGCAGCAUGUGGAUACUUUCUUCCAGAAAAUGGACAAGAACAAAGAUGGAGUUGUGACGUUGGAAGAGUUCGUCCUAGCAUGCCAGGAGGAUGAAACCAUGAUGAGUUCCAUGCAGCUCUUUGAAAACGUGAUGUAGACCCUAACAGAGAGCAAAUCUCUAUAAAUAUAUGCUCAUUAUUUCUGAAAUGUUUACAAGGAUGUAAGCUUAAACUCAAUUAGCCACAAGCUAACACCAUUACAGCUAGCAUCCUGAGGAUUACCUAGAUUUCUGCAUAUCAAACUUCUACUAUAACUGCAUAAAGUCUGAAGAUCAGACCAACACGCCAACUUCUUAAUUUUUGGCAAAUUAAUACAGUUUACAAAUAUUUUAUUAAAUUAAAAUAUUUGUAAUCACACACAGUUCUGCUUUUAUCUGCCACUAUAGCACUUAGCCAUUUGCUGGGUGCCAGUGAGUGCCAACUGUGAAACUCUGGGUUAAAAGGAAGUUCUUCGAGAAUGCACAUAAAGAGUUAUAUAAAUAUUAAUAAUAAUAUAAAUAGAAUCUAAUUAAAAAGUCUGCAGACGCUAGCAUUGAUUCUUGAUAUAAGAAUGAAGGCUGCCAUCUAGCGGUAAAGAACAUGAACUGCAUCACAGAAGCCGGACCCUGCUCAAUUUGCAUGUUUAACCAGCCGAUCUGCUUUUCUCAGUUUACUUGAAUUAUUGUGUGUAAUAUAAAGCCUGAUAUUUUAAUUAAUAGUGUAUUUAUUACAGUUAGGAUAUGUGGAAAAUGUUUUGUCUACUUGUCUUGUUGUUGUUUGUGUAUGGUUAGUCUGGUUUGUCUCAGUUUGUCUGUAACAGUAAGAGGAAACAAGUAAUCAGCCACUCUUAGUUUUUCCUUUAUUAAGUCUUAUUUAAUUUUUAUUCACAAAAAUAAAAAGUAUUCAUAAGUGGAAACAAUUAUAUAUUUAAAAAUACACUAUAAUAUACACUAAGUCAAGUUUUAAAUGCUGCAAAUAAAAAGUGCACCUGGUUUAGUCAUGGUGAAAAUGAAGGAACCUUCUAAAGUUCUCAGGGACAAAAUCAUUAAAUGACACUUAAAUAAAAAAUUUACUUCAACUACACUUCAACUGUUUCCAUAACCCACAAAUAAUCCCCAGACAGGUUCAUAAAAAAACUGGUCACCUGUGCAAGAGAUUAUGUCAACUGUCAUCUCAUUCUUGAAGAACAUUUUUAGGGGCUUUAUUCUUGCACAGCAGCUUCUAAAGCCAUAAUAAUGUAAAUCUGGCCUGACUGGAUGAGAAUCAGCAUGUCCCAGCAUCUUCUGAUUUAUAGCAGACCUGUUUUUGUGAUUUUUUUUAUAGCAUAAACUGACAGUUUUUUACUUUGAGAAAUAGAUAAUUGCCACAAUUAUCUAAAAAAGACAUUAUGUAACUUUCUACACCAACAAAUUAAUCAGUAAGUUAAGUUGCUUGAAUAUUUUUGAGCCAAAACCUUUCAUUAUAACAUACUAAAGAAUUGUCACAGAAACAAUUUCAGAAAUUACUGAAACCAAAAGAUCACAAUGAAAUACAUGUUCCUUACUAGUGUAUGUUAAUGUUUGACUUCACAUGUAUGUGUUUCAGUGUGUCAUUAAUCUUAAAUGUGUGUAUUAAUCUUUGCUUAAUUUUACCAAGUGACAAUCCAGCUCUCAGUGUAAAUGUAAUUAAAAUAUGAAUUGUUAUAAGUAUUUUAUACUGAAAUACUUCCAUUAUAACUCAAAGGGGGAAAAAAUCUACAAUGAACCAGACAGACUGAAGCAGGUCUUUAAAAACUUCUACUCUUGUACAGUGCUUAACUUAUGCUUGUUGAUUUAUUAAAAUUAAUAUACAAGAACA
This is a messenger RNA of Trichomycterus rosablanca, 2469 nucleotides long. RefSeq names its product Kv channel interacting protein 1 b (gene kcnip1b). The record is from RefSeq and is a predicted model, not a curated record. Gene Ontology annotation, molecular function: calcium ion binding; potassium channel regulator activity; transmembrane transporter binding. Gene Ontology annotation, cellular component: voltage-gated potassium channel complex. The coding region runs from base 96 to 752 and encodes 218 amino acids. Gene Ontology annotation, biological process: regulation of potassium ion transmembrane transport. The transcript is spliced from 8 exons. Lineage: Eukaryota; Metazoa; Chordata; Actinopteri; Siluriformes; Trichomycteridae.